AUGUCCGAUCAUAUGGCUUUCUCGCAGAGCUGCAAACCUGGAUGCAUUUGCGAAGGGAUGACACUGAAAGACAGUCCCUCGAUUCCUGUAGAUGUUGCUUUAUCCGAGCUUGAUGAAUUUCGCCAAAUGGGAGAGCUAAAUUUGCCCAGCUCAGAAGAAAUUUGCGAUCCGAUUGUUGACAAAAGCGCGUACAAUAUAACAAUUAUGGCGCUUCUUGGCGUUCUUACAUCUUUCUUUGCUGUCAUCAGCUACGGCUUUUAUAAGCGAAACUCUAUGAACCCAGCUUCGGGAAAGCUGCGCCAAGUUAAGAAGAAAAAAUCUUGCGACGUGAAGUCUUCCUUGACUGCAACUGCUAUUCAUGCGGCGAUGACGUCUUCCACGAUUGCCGAUAUGAGCGGAGAGCCACAGAAAAAAGUUGCGAGCGAUUCAAAAGAAGACGAUGAGUUUGUACAAGUAACGAGCCAUGUAAAUAACAGAUCACAUCAUUCAACUGCAACUAACUCAUGA
Messenger RNA from Oikopleura dioica, 507 nucleotides. Lineage: Eukaryota; Metazoa; Chordata; Appendicularia; Copelata; Oikopleuridae. The record is from the annotation of a GenBank genome assembly.